CACAUUGUUCUUAAGUAAAAUAUUUACAUCUUUUUACCACAAUAUUUUUAGCAAAGUAUUUACGAUGGAGAGGCUAAACGAUGACUGCGUGUGCAACAUAUUAGAGUUCCUGCCCCUCGUGGAGCAGAUAAAGAUGGCCCGACUGGCGCCGCGCUUCCAGGAGCUUCUCUGCCUGAUUGUGUGGCGCAAGCCGCGCUACCGGAAGAUUUCCGUAUCCGAUUCCAUGCUGGAGCCGCUCUGCAAGGAGGACUAUGUAUACUUCUUCGAGCUUACAAGCCCGGCGAUGGAGGAGCUGUACAUAUGGAACGUGCACAAGAAGGCCUUCGACUCGUACUUGGGUCGCCACCUGAUGAGACCCGAACUGGCGUUCUACCUGCGCCGGGACUACAGCAAUCUCCGCGAGCUCUGCAUCGCGGACGAGAGCAUGAACAACAGCAUGAUUAACACGAUCGCCAAAAGCUGUCGCCGGCUGCGCAGCCUGAGCGUUUCCAGCGCCUAUGUCACUGGGAAGCAUAUCGCUGGUCUGGCCAACCUGGAAUCCCUGGUGGCGCCCGAGUGCUCCGUGGAACAGUCCUACCUGGCUGAGCUGCUGGAACAGCUGCCUCUGAAGCACUUGGACCUCACCUCGAACCGACAUCCGGUGGAGGCGACUAUUCUGCAGGCCGAGGGCAGCAAACGACUGCAGCGCCUCGGCCUGUCGGAUGCCCAGGACUAUGGGUUCCCGUUGGCCGACAGCCUGCCUCAACUGACCCAGCUUGUGGUCAGCUACCACAACAUCAGCCCCCAGGAUCAGUUGGCCAUGCUGGACACGACGCGAAAGCGUGUGGAGAAAGCCGUGGGUAAGUUUCCCAAGCGCCUGCAAUCUAUAUUGUGCAACGUGGUGGAUGUGGAGGUGGCUCUCGAGCAGAUUGCAGGCCUUGAGAAGCGCCAUCCAAGGGACACACCAAAGUUCAACGAGCUGCUAAAGAUCAUGUACUUCUUGUCGAAUCCGCAGGGCGGAGAUAAGAAAUAACCUUGAGAUUGCAGGGGAUCUGCGUCAAAUCUUGACCACCAUGUUUGCCCCUGUAUAUACAUAAAUAGGUACUAGAAGUCAUCCAAGUGACAAAUGGAACUGAUAUGUUUAUCUGCUACCAGCUGCUCCUUGGGGUAAUUAUGUGUCUUCGCAGAUAAGGCUUGUUAUUUUUGUUUACCAAUAAGUUUUCGGCGCCACACGUUCAAACAAUCAGAUCAGUUUUUGAAAGCUACACCAAAUAAUUGUUUACUUUACUCUUGCAAAGAGUAUUAAACUUUUCCGCAGAUACCAUACCAAGUAUUUCAAAUAUAAAAUGUUAUAGUCGUUUUGUGUUAUUUGUUUUUAAUGUGUCCGUCAUUUUUUUAAGUUUUUCCGGUAGCCCUUAAUAAGACGAUAACGGAAAUAUACUUUUAUCUAACUUUCCCUAACCGUUCUUGCUGCUUUAUGAUAAAGUAGCCCGAUCGGCAAGAUUUUGUAGCUUUACGGUUUUUUGUUGAUAGCUUUUACAGCUCGCCAUUAAUCUGUAUAUGACUGUGUUAAAUAAAAUUAUUGUUAGAUAAAAAUAAACAUGUUUUAAAAAAUG
Molecule: messenger RNA, 1595 nt
Organism: Drosophila elegans
Lineage: Eukaryota; Metazoa; Arthropoda; Insecta; Diptera; Drosophilidae
Exons: 1
Coding region: 65-1012 (315 amino acids)
Source: RefSeq, a predicted model, not a curated record